AUGGAUAGUAUCAUUCCGGGAAUGGUUAAUGAACUUCCUAAGUUUAGUGCAAUGUAUAACAUGGUGCAUAUCGAUGAAAAGUGGUUUUACAUGAGUGAUAAGAUUCAAAGAUUCUACCUUUUUCCUUGGGAGGAUGACCCAUACAGAGCAACACAAAGUAAAACAUUCAUGGCUAAAGUAAUGUUCAACUCCGGUGUAGCAAGACCACAUAUUACAAGUGAUGGUGAAGUAAUUUGGGAUGGGAAACUUGGCAUUUUUGCAUUUACAGAACAAGUAGCAGCAAAAAAAUUCAAAGAACAGAUGUCAAAGUGGCCAUUAGGAGCAUGCAAGGAAAUAUGGAUACAACAAGAUAACGCUAGACCACACAUCCAUGCAGGGGAUACACAGUUCAAAGAAGCUGCUACUAAGGAUGGUUUCAACAUCAGGUUAAUUAAUCAGCCAGCUCAAAGCCCUGACAUGAAUGUGCUUGACUUAGGUUUUUUCAGAGCCUUCCAGUUAAUUCAAUACAAAGAAUUUCCAAAAUCAGUGGAUGAGUUGAUAAAAGCAGUUAAAGAUGCAUACAAUAUUUUUAACCCAAAAUCAUUGAACUACACAUGGCUGCAUUUGCAGUACUGUAUGCUUGAAAUACUUCAACUUAAUGGGGGUAACAAUUACAAGAACCCUCACAAGGGAAAGAGGAGGCUAGAAAGUAUGGGACUACUUCCUGUACAAAUUGAAGUUCCAACAGUAACAAGGGUUCAAGCACAGCAGUUCCUAAGUGAGGGAUAUGUAGAAGUCAAUAUUACCCAAGAGCACAACAUUGAAGACAAUAUGUCUCAGAUUGAGUAUGAGGUUUGA
This is a messenger RNA of Spinacia oleracea (spinach), 837 nucleotides long. RefSeq lists its product as uncharacterized. The transcript has 2 exons. Bases 1 to 837 code for a protein of 278 amino acids. The record is from RefSeq and is a predicted model, not a curated record. Gene Ontology annotation, molecular function: nucleic acid binding. Lineage: Eukaryota; Viridiplantae; Streptophyta; Magnoliopsida; Caryophyllales; Amaranthaceae.